AUGGACGCAGCUUAUGUGAAGUUUAUGAUGUGCCAGUGCCUUAUGAAUCGGGCGGAUUGGGGCUUAGCCGUGGGUUGCAUAAAUGUCGUGUACUCCUUCUUCCUGUUCAUAUUCUGGGUGGUGGAGCUCGUCAAUUCCCUUGCCAGUGAGUAUUAUCCCCUCAAGUGGGUCUUGUUGUACGGAUUCAAUGUGAUGUUUAAUGUGAUCACCAUGAUGAGGAUUGUGGAAAGGGAGUGUGUGUCAGUCUUCUACUGGAUGUGUGAAACAGGUGCCCUUCUAAUGUUCCGGAUAUACCACAUAUAUUACCACGAAGAUGAUUUUUGGCUAGUCAAUAGCGGUUUGUUCCGUAUUUCCAACAUUGUAAUCGAUUCUUACAUUGGACUAUCGAUGUUGGCCAUGAUUUAUGUGAUGUCUGGGUUGCAUUUGGAUUCAGAGGUUGAGGUCUCAGAAGAAGAAGUUAUUGAUGACCGCAGAUUAGAUCCACAGCCAGCUGGUGCUAAAACAACUGCUCAGAAGGAUAUGGAAAAGGUCUUUGAAAAGGAAAAUGAGAAAGAGCAGAAAUUGACCAAUCAAAAUCAGCUAGAAAACAUUCCUGAAAUGAAAGAACUACACUACAAUGAAAUUCAUAAACUAGCUGAUCUCGUUGACCAGGGAUCCCUUCAAACUAAGGAAACUACUUCGGUUUUCGAUCCCACUGCUCCCGAUGAGGAAAAAGCCUCUUCUGAGGUAUUUCAUAUCCAUGAGAUUCCGUAA
This is a messenger RNA of Drosophila rhopaloa, 753 nucleotides long. RefSeq lists its product as uncharacterized. The transcript has 3 exons. Bases 1 to 753 code for a protein of 250 amino acids. The record is from RefSeq and is a predicted model, not a curated record. NCBI's taxonomy places the organism in Eukaryota, Metazoa, Arthropoda, Insecta, Diptera, Drosophilidae.